UCUCUAGGAGGAUCGCUGCCGCCAGCGCUGACAAUGCAGAUCUUUGUGAAAACCUUAACUGGUAAGACCAUCACUCUGGAGGACAAGCCCAGUGACACCAUCGAGAAUGUCAAGGCAAAGAUCCAGGACAAGGAGGGCAUCCCUCCUGACCAGCAGAGGCUGAUCUUUGCAGGCAAACGGCUGGAAGAUGGCCGCACUCUGUCCGACUACAACAUCCAGAAAGAGUCCACCCUGCACCUGGUCCUGCGCCUCAGGGGUGGGAUGCAGAUCUUUGUGAAGACCCUGACAGGCAAGACCAUCACCCUGGAGGUUGAGCCCAGUGACACCACUAAGAAAGUCAAACAGGAAGAUGGACGCACCUUUCUCAGCACACUGUCUAGAAAGAGCACUCCUUGUGCUUGUUCUUGGGCUUGAGGGGAGAUGUCUUAGUAUCCCCCAUCUUUUAAGCUGUUAAUCAGUUUCAUUUCACUUUGAAUAAAGUUCUUGCAUUCCCAAAAACAAAAAAA
This is a messenger RNA of Chionomys nivalis (European snow vole), 506 nucleotides long. RefSeq names its product ubiquitin-like. The record is from RefSeq and is a predicted model, not a curated record. Gene Ontology annotation, molecular function: ubiquitin protein ligase binding; protein tag activity. The transcript has a single exon. Gene Ontology annotation, cellular component: nucleus; cytoplasm. Gene Ontology annotation, biological process: protein ubiquitination; modification-dependent protein catabolic process. NCBI's taxonomy places the organism in Eukaryota, Metazoa, Chordata, Mammalia, Rodentia, Cricetidae. Bases 34 to 414 code for a protein of 126 amino acids.